GAGUGCCCCAAACGGGCCAUGGACAUCGCACUCCUCUUCGACGGCUCGGGCAGCAUCAAACCCGUGGACUUUAGAAAGAUGAAGACGUUUCUCUCUGAGACCAUGAAGCGUUUCCAUGGCACCAACACGCAGUUCGCGCUCAGGCAGUACUCCGAUAAGUUUAAAGAGCACUUCAACUUCACGGAGUACAGCAGAAAUCGUGACCCGAACGACCUUGUCUGGAGAGUUCAGCAGCUUCGUGGAAAGACGCACACGGCCACCGCCAUCCAGAAAGUGGUGCAGGAGCUGUUCACCUCUGGGGGCGGCGCUCGGAGUGAGGCCUCCAAGAUUCUCAUUGUGAUCACAGAUGGGCGGAAAUAUAAAGACCCACUUUCUUAUUCAGACGUUAUCCCCGAGGCGGAGAGCGCUGGGAUCACCCGCUACGCCAUUGGGGUCGGCGAUGCCUUCUCCAGCGAUGAUGCUCAACAAGAACUCCAAGAGAUCGCCUCUGCACCCGCCGACCAGCACGUCUUCCGGGUGGACAAUUUCGACGCCCUCCAGGGCAUCCAGAGCCAGCUGCAGGAGAAGAUCUUCUCCAGCGAAGGCACCCAGUCCCAGAGCAGCAGCUCCUUCCAGCUGGAGAUGUCUCAGGAGGGAUUCAGCUCCCUGCUGUCCCCGGAGGGGCCGGUGCUGGGAGCGGUGGGAGCCUACGACUGGUCUGGUGGGAUAUAUUUAUAUGGGACCAGUGGGGAGCCGAGCUUCAUCAAUGUGUCCAGAACCUCCAGCGACAUGGAUUAUGCUUACCUGGGUUAUUCAUCUCAGGUCAUCACCGCCCACGGGCAGAGCAGCUACGUGGUCGGGGCCCCUCGCUACCAGCACGUCGGCAGAGUCGUUCUGUUCAGCCGAGAUACCAAUGGCGUGCAAUGGGCAGCCAGCUGGGCGAAGGAAGGAGAGCAGAUUGGCUCGUAUUUCGGGGGUUCGCUGUGCGCUGUGGACCUCAACAGUGAUGGGAAGACGGACCUGGUUCUGAUCGGAGCCCCCACGUUCUAUACACCUCUGAAUGGAGGGCGGGUGUAUCUGUGCUUGGUUAGCCAGCAGGGCAUCACGCUGAACUGCACCACGACCCUGCAGGGGCAGAAGGGUCAGGCAUUUGGACGCUUCGGGGCCAGCAUGUCUGAAAUGGGGGACAUCAGCGGGGACGGACAGACGGACGUGGCCAUCGGGGCUCCCACAGAGAAUGACAACAGCGGGGCUUUGUACAUCUUCCACGGGGAAACGGGAGGCCUCAGUGCCCAGUACAGACAGCGCAUAGGGGGGGCGCAGUUCCCCAGCAGGCUGCACUACUUUGGCCAGGCCGUCAGUGGCGGGACAGACCUGACGGGGGAUGGGCUGCCGGACAUCGCGGUGGGAGCACAAGGGCAGGUCCUGCUGCUGAGGUCUCGGCCAGUGCUCAGAGUCGGGGUGUCCAUCAACUUCCCCCCCCCCACGAUCCCCACCUCAGCCUUCGACUGCCAGGAGCAGGAGCAGCUCAACAUGGAGGCCAGCAUGUCAGAGAUCUGCUUCACCAUCACAAAGAGCACCAGGGACAGCCUAGGUAACAGGAUCUCCAGCACCAUCCAAUACAGCCUGGCCCUGGAUCCCGGGCGGAGGAAGAUCCGAGCUGCCUUCGGCUCCACUGGCCCUGUCCUGAGCAGGGAGCUGCAACUGGGCAUUGAACGGAGAUGUGAGACACACCCGAUAAUGUUACCUCUCUGCCCUGAGGACACUCUGACCCCCAUCACCCUGCGCCUCAACUAUACCCUGAAGGGGGAGCCCAUCACUGCCACCAGCAGCCUCAGACCCAUCCUGAGCGAGGACUCUGCACUGGUGUCAGCAGGCUCGCUCCCGUUUGAGAAAGACUGCGGCGAUGACAAAGUCUGCACAGAUGAACUACACAUUUCCUUCAAUUUCUCAGGCAUGAGCACCUUGGUGAUGGGCGUCACCCCUGAACUCAACAUCACCGUCUCCAUCCAGAACCGCGGGGAGAAUUCCUACAGCACCGCAGUGCGGUUCUUCUACCCGGCCGCACUGUCCUACCGCCGGGUCCUGCUGCUCCAGUCUAACAGGAGGACCAUGGCCAUUAAGUGCAGCUCAGCAGUGAGCUCGGAGGAGCAGACUCAGAGGAACAGCACCUGCCACAUCAACCCCCCCAUCUUCUGGAGCGGAGCCGAGGCCGUCUUCCUCGCCACCUUUGAUGUCUCCUCUGAGGCCGACCUGGGGGACAGGCUGGAGAUGAUGGUCAGCGCCAGCAGUGACAACGGCGGCCCCGUCACUGAGCGCAUGGGUCACCAGGCAGAGCUGCCGGUCAAGUACGGCAUCUUCAUCAUCCUCACCAGCCUCGAGGAGUCGACCAAGUACGUCAACUUCUCCGCCAAGGCGGCAGAGACAAGCGCGCCAGUGACACAUCAGUACGAGGUGAAGAACCUGCGGCAGCGAAGCGUCCCCCUGUCGGUCACGUUCCAGUUCCCCGUGGAGCUGAGCGGGGUCCGUGUGUGGGACGCCUCUGAGGUCGUCCCCUCCAAGCCCCAGCUGGCUCAGUGCACCGGUGAGGCAGAAACAUCUGGUUCCAAGGACUUUCUGAAGCAGAUGAACGAGCGCCCCCUGCUGGACUGCUCUGUGGCCACCUGUAAGAAGAUCCGGUGCACAAUCGCCUCCCUGGAAAUGCAGCAGCCGCUGGAGUUCAUGAUCAAAGGGAAUGUCGGCUUCCAGUGGGUCUCCCAGACUCAGCAGCAGAAAGUGACCCUGGUGAGCGAGGCCCGGAUUGAAUACGAGGAGAAGAAAUACACCCAGAAGGAGGGAUUUGUCCAGCGCCAGGUGCACACAGUGGUGGAGCAGCUCGUGGUCUAUAACUACCUGCCCAUCAUCGUGGGCAGCAGCGUGGGAGGCCUGGUCCUGCUGGCUCUCAUCACUGCAGCCCUCUACAAGGUGGAAGCAGCAGAUAGACAUUUUAAGGCAAAAGCUCUAGUGCAGACCUGGCCAGAGAGCUGUAGACCUGGAGAGGGAAAAGCAGAGCUCAGAAAUCAUCCUGUUCCCUCCCAAGGGCCGGCCUCCUGCUCUCAGUUCCCCUGCUUGGCACUCAGCUGUGGGCUCGGCUCGGCAGAGCUCUGACACCCAGAAGUCAACCCCCCUCCCGCUGGGAAUGGACCCCUGGCUUCAGCUCCUCUGCCUGU
Messenger RNA from Pelodiscus sinensis (Chinese soft-shelled turtle), 3188 nucleotides. Lineage: Eukaryota; Metazoa; Chordata; Testudines; Trionychidae. The record is from RefSeq and is a predicted model, not a curated record.